GGGGUUCACCUCUUUUUGUUUUUUCCCUUCCCAUUUUGUUUUUGUUUUCCUUCACUUACAAUUUAUUAAUAAUAUAUUAGUGAUCAUGUCCAUUCUCAAGUCUCAACUCAGUAAAGGUUUGAAGGAACUACGUGUUCAAUUCUGUCAAACUUCUCCUUCAAGCAAUGGUCUUCGGGAAUACAUCGCCAAAAACUAUACCUCCAUCAAGCAAGUCAAUCCUGAAUUACCUAUUCUUAUUCGAGAAGCUAGUGGAGCUGAAGCCCGUGUCUUUGCUCGUUUUGAUAAAGGUGUUGAACACAAAGUUGUGUUGCAAAAUGCUUCAUCCCAAGAAAUUGAAAAGGCUUUGGAACAACUUGUAAAAUCUGCUUAGACGAUACACACACACACAUAUAUAUAUAUAUAUAUAUAUA
Molecule: messenger RNA, 410 nt
Organism: Halteromyces radiatus
Lineage: Eukaryota; Fungi; Mucoromycota; Mucoromycetes; Mucorales; Cunninghamellaceae
Product: thioredoxin-like protein
Exons: 3
Coding region: 86-370 (94 amino acids)
Source: RefSeq, a predicted model, not a curated record